This is a messenger RNA of Closterium sp. Naga37s-1, 23682 nucleotides long. Lineage: Eukaryota; Viridiplantae; Streptophyta; Zygnematophyceae; Desmidiales; Closteriaceae. The record is from the annotation of a GenBank genome assembly.
AUGUCCGCCAUGUACCCCCGGCGCAAGCCGCUAGGCGCGGGAGUGCGCUUCGACGACGAUCGCGACGUCCCCUCGCCGAGAGCCGACGGAAGCAACAGCUUACCGAGGGCGAGCGCCGCCGUCGACGCGCAGCCCGACGACGGGGGGGCGUUGACGGGCGGGCCGAAGCAGCCGGGGGAGGAAGGCGGAGUGCAAGGCGAGGGCGGUGUGGGGAAGGUGGGGUCGGGGCGGAGCAAGUGGCAGAUGGUGCGGCGGUCGCUGAAAGACAUCAAGGAAGUGGAGCGCGAACUCAAGGACAUGGCGGACACCGCGCGCGCAGGGGCGGCGGCGGACGACGAGGGCGCGAGUGAGGGCGCGGACGACGACGACCUGGAGCGGCUCGCCAAGGACCUCGAAGCGCUGCGCGCCGAGCGCAAGGCGCGGCAGCAGCAGCAGAAGCAGCAGCGCGCGACGAACCUGAUAGGCAACGCGGGCGGACCGCCGCAGUCGGCGGUGCACGUGGACAUGCCGGGCGGCGUGCGGCAGCGCAAGAUGGUGCGGCAGAGUGUGAUCAUGUGCAUGGACCCCAUGUGCAACCGCUGCCCGCCCGAGAUGCACCUCCACAUGCGCAAAAUGAUGGCCGCCGCCGCGCCCGGCGCCAGCGCGGCCGUGACGACGGUGGCGAAGGACUACUCGGCGAUGGACUGGAUGCUGGACGACGACGGGGACGAGGAUGGCGACGGCGAGGAGGAGCUGCUCGUCACACUGCGCUGCUGCGGCCUCCGAUUCACCUACCGAGGCAUUGCCACUGUCGGUGUCCGUGCUGCAUUGCCAUUGCCACCACCUUCCCAUCCCUCCCCACCCCUCCCCCUCACAUCCCUCCCAUCGGUCCCAUCCCUCCCCACCCCUCUGCGCCCCUGGCAGCGGCGGCGGCGCUUCCUGCUGCGGCGGUUCUUGGCGGAGCUGUGGCCGCCGCCGCUGCUGCACCCGCACAGCUACUACGUGAAGCUGUGGGUGAAGCUGCAGUUCGGCAUGAUGCUCGCCGCCUUCCUGCUCGACCCCUUCUUCCUCCUCGUCCUCUCCGUCUCCCAGGUACCCGCCCCUCCCUCACCCGGGUACGUGCCCCUCCAUCAGUCAGUCCCCCAUGCCGCACCCCUCUCCCUGCCACUGCAUCACCUCUCCCUUCAGCCCCCAUUCCCCUACCCACUUUCCUCCCCACUUUACUCCCCACUUUCCUCCCCACUUUCCUCCCCACUUUCCCUCCCCACUUUCCUCCCCACUUUCCUCCCCGCUUUCCUCCCCGCUUUCCCUCUCCACUUUCCACUUUCCUCCCCACUUUCCUCCCCACUUUCCUUCUCCACUUUCCACUUUCCUCCCCACUUUCCUCCCCACUUUCCCUCCCCACUUUCCCUCUCCACUUUCCUUCCAUCGCUGCUCUAUCCCAACGAACCCCCUCGUAUCCCCUCCUCCUCACCCCUCUCGCCCGUUCACAACACCUCCCCCCUUCCCCCCGGGUGUGCAUCAGACUCGCAUGAUGUUCAACGCCACGCACGACCAUGUCAAGGAUGGCAACAUAAAGAACUCGAGUGGCGAGAAGGUGAAGCUGGGCGACCUGGUGGUGGACGGCCGCGCCAUCCUCAUCAACUACCUCCGAACGCUCUUCCUUGCCGACCUCCUCGCCCUCAUCCCCCUCCCCCAGGUCCGCCCCUCCCCACCUCCGUUCCGUCCCUCGCCAACUUCGCCCAUCCAUGGGUCCCUCUUUCCCCAGGGCCGCACCUCCCACAAGUCUCACCUCCUUGUGCCGCUCGCUCUGCCCUCGCUCACAUCGUUCCGCUCCCUGCUCUCCUCGCCAUCCCUCCUUCCAUGCCCUCCUCGCCAUCCCUCCUUCCCUAUGCACCCUGCCCCUCCCCUCCUUUGCGCUCCGCUGCUCCUGCCUCACUCCACCAAGCUGUCCCUCUCCUCCCCUCCCAGAUAAUAACAGUGGCGGUGCUGCCGCUCUCGCCCGACAUCAACGUGUCGCAGACGUGGCAGGUGGCGGUGCGCAUCAGCGUGCUGCUGCAGUUUGUGCCGCGCCUCGCGCGCAUGUACCCCAUGCUGUCAGGCCAGGGCAGCCACUCCGUGCUCUUUGAGACCGCCUGGGCCUCCUUCCUGCUCAACCUGGUUGCCUUCUUCAUGGGCUCCAACGUGGUCGGCACGCUCUGGUACCUCCUCACCAUGCAGCGCACCGCCACCUGCCUCGUCAACUCCUGUCUGCCCGACUCCUCGCCGCCCUGCUACCAGUCCUUCCUCAGCUGCCCGGGGGACGGUACACAGGGGUACAGCGAGUGGCGGGCGAACAGUACGAGCAUGUACGACCAGUGUCUGAGCAGCAGCGGCAUCAGCAGCGACUUCUACGGCAUGUACACCACGGGUGUGCGCGUCGUGCAGCUCGGCUCCUUCUUCUCCACCUGGCUCUACUCCCUCAUGUGGGGCUUCCAGCAAAUCAGUACACUAGCAGGCAAUCUGGUGCCGACCACGGAGGUGGGCGAGGUGGUCUUCAUGCUGCUCAUCGUCGCGCUCGGGCUCUUCCUCUUCGCCUUCCUCAUCGGCAACAUGCAGAACUUCCUGCAGUCCCUCAGCCGCAGGUCAGUCAGUCCCUCAGCCGCAGGUCAGUCCCUCAGCCGCAGGUCAGUCCCUCAGCCGCAGGUCAGUCCCUCAGCCGCAGGUCAGUCCCUCAGCCGCAGGUCAGUCCCUCAGCCGCAGGUCAGUCCCUCAGCCGCAGGUCAGUCCCUCAGCCGCAGGUCAGUCCCUCAGCCGCAGGUCAGUCCCUCAGCCGCAGGUCAGUCCCUCAGCCGCAGGUCAGUCCCUCAGCCGCAGGUCAGUCCCUCAGCCGCAGGUCAGUCCCUCAGCCGCAGGUCAGUCCCUCAGCCGCAGGUCAGUCCUCAGCCGCAGGUCAGUCCCUCAGCCGCAGGUCAGUCCCUCAGCCGCAGGUCAGUCCCUCAGCCGCAGGUCAGUCCCUCAGCCGCAGGUCAGUCCCUCAGCCGCAGGUCAGUCCCUCAGCCGCAGGUCAGGGUCCCUCAGCCGCAGGUCAGUCCCUCAGCCGCAGGUCAGUCCCUCAGCCGCAGGUCAGUCCCUCAGCCGCAGGUCAGUCCCUCAGCCGCAGGUCAGUCCCUCAGCCGCAGGUCAGUCCCUCAGCCGCAGGUCAGUCCCUCAGCCGCAGGUCAGUCCCUCAGCCGCAGGUCAGUCCCUCAGCCGCAGGUCAGUCCCUCAGCCGCAGGUCAGUCCCUCAGCCGCAGGUCAGUUCCCCUCAGCGCAGGUCAGUCCCUCAGCCGCAGGUCAGUCCCUCAGCCGCAGGUCAGUCCCUCAGCCGCAGGUCAGUCCCUCAGCCGCAGGUCAGUCCCUCAGCCGCAGGUCAGUCCCUCAGCCGCAGGUCAGUCCCUCAGCCGCAGGUCAGUCCCUCAGCCGCAGGUCAGUCCCCUCAGCCGCAGGUCAGUCCCUCAGCCGCAGGUCAGUCCCUCAGCCGCAGCCGCAGGUCAGUCCCUCAGCCGCAGGUCAGUCCCUCAGCCGCAGGUCAGUCCCUCAGCCGCAGGUCAGUCCCUCAGCCGCAGGUCAGUCCCUCAGCCGCAGGUCAGUCCCUCAGCCGCAGGUCAGUCCCUCAGCCGCAGGUCAGUCCCUCAGCCGCAGGUCAGUCCCUCAGCCGCAGGUCAGUCCCUCAGCCGCAGGUCAGUCCCUCAGCCGCAGGUCAGUCCCUCAGCCGCAGGUCAGUCCCUCAGCCGCAGGUCAGUCCCUCAGCCGCAGGUCAGUCCCUCAGCCGCAGGUCAGUCCCUCAGCCGCAGGUCAGUCCCUCAGCCGCAGGUCAGUCCCUCAGCCGCAGGUCAGUCCCUCAGCCGCAGGUCAGUCCCUCAGCCGCAGGUCAGUCCCUCAGCCGCAGGUCAGUCCCUCAGCCGCAGGUCAGUCCCUCAGCCGCAGGUCAGUCCCUCAGCCGCAGGUCAGUCCCUCAGCCGCAGGUCAGUCCCUCAGCCGCAGGUCAGUCCCUCAGCCGCAGGUCAGUCCCUCAGCCGCAGGUCAGUCCCUCAGCCGCAGGUCAGUCCCUCAGCCGCAGGUCAGUCCCUCAGCCGCAGGUCAGUCCCUCAGCCGCAGGUCAGUCCCUCAGCCGCAGGUCAGUCCCUCAGCCGCAGGUCAGUCCCUCAGCCGCAGGUCAGUCCCUCAGCCGCAGGUCAGUCCCUCAGCCGCAGGUCAGUCCCUCAGCCGCAGGUCAGUCCCUCAGCCGCAGGUCAGUCCCUCAGCCGCAGGUCAGUCCCUCAGCCGCAGGUCAGUCCCUCAGCCGCAGGUCAGUCCCUCAGCCGCAGGUCAGUCCCUCAGCCGCAGGUCAGUCCCUCAGCCGCAGGUCAGUCCCUCAGCCGCAGGUCAGUCCCUCAGCCGCAGGUCAGUCCCUCAGCCGCAGGUCAGUCCCUCAGCCGCAGGUCAGUCCCUCAGCCGCAGGUCAGUCCCUCAGCCGCAGGUCAGUCCCUCAGCCGCAGGUCAGUCCCUCAGCCGCAGGUCAGUCCCUCAGCCGCAGGUCAGUCCCUCAGCCGCAGGUCAGUCCCUCAGCCGCAGGUCAGUCCCUCAGCCGCAGGUCAGUCCCUCAGCCGCAGGUCAGUCCCUCAGCCGCAGGUCAGUCCCUCAGCCGCAGGUCAGUCCCUCAGCCGCAGGUCAGUCCCUCAGCCGCAGGUCAGUCCCUCAGCCGCAGGUCAGUCCCUCAGCCGCAGGUCAGUCCCUCAGCCGCAGGUCAGUCCCUCAGCCGCAGGUCAGUCCCUCAGCCGCAGGUCAGUCCCUCAGCCGCAGGUCAGUCCCUCAGCCGCAGGUCAGUCCCUCAGCCGCAGGUCAGUCCCUCAGCCGCAGGUCAGUCCCUCAGCCGCAGGUCAGUCCCUCAGCCGCAGGUCAGUCCCUCAGCCGCAGGUCAGUCCCUCAGCCGCAGGUCAGUCCCUCAGCCGCAGGUCAGUCCCUCAGCCGCAGGUCAGUCCCUCAGCCGCAGGUCAGUCCCUCAGCCGCAGGUCAGUCCCUCAGCCGCAGGUCAGUCCCUCAGCCGCAGGUCAGUCCCUCAGCCGCAGGUCAGUCCCUCAGCCGCAGGUCAGUCCCUCAGCCGCAGGUCAGUCCCUCAGCCGCAGGUCAGUCCCUCAGCCGCAGGUCAGUCCCUCAGCCGCAGGUCAGUCCCUCAGCCGCAGGUCAGUCCCUCAGCCGCAGGUCAGUCCCUCAGCCGCAGGUCAGUCCCUCAGCCGCAGGUCAGUCCCUCAGCCGCAGGUCAGUCCCUCAGCCGCAGGUCAGUCCCUCAGCCGCAGGUCAGUCCCUCAGCCGCAGGUCAGUCCCUCAGCCGCAGGUCAGUCCCUCAGCCGCAGGUCAGUCCCUCAGCCGCAGGUCAGUCCCUCAGCCGCAGGUCAGUCCCUCAGCCGCAGGUCAGUCCCUCAGCCGCAGGUCAGUCCCUCAGCCGCAGGUCAGUCCCUCAGCCGCAGGUCAGUCCCUCAGCCGCAGGUCAGUCCCUCAGCCGCAGGUCAGUCCCUCAGCCGCAGGUCAGUCCCUCAGCCGCAGGUCAGUCCCUCAGCCGCAGGUCAGUCCCUCAGCCGCAGGUCAGUCCCUCAGCCGCAGGUCAGUCCCUCAGCCGCAGGUCAGUCCCUCAGCCGCAGGUCAGUCCCUCAGCCGCAGGUCAGUCCCUCAGCCGCAGGUCAGUCCCUCAGCCGCAGGUCAGUCCCUCAGCCGCAGGUCAGUCCCUCAGCCGCAGGUCAGUCCCUCAGCCGCAGGUCAGUCCCUCAGCCGCAGGUCAGUCCCUCAGCCGCAGGUCAGUCCCUCAGCCGCAGGUCAGUCCCUCAGCCGCAGGUCAGUCCCUCAGCCGCAGGUCAGUCCCUCAGCCGCAGGUCAGUCCCUCAGCCGCAGGUCAGUCCCUCAGCCGCAGGUCAGUCCCUCAGCCGCAGGUCAGUCCCUCAGCCGCAGGUCAGUCCCUCAGCCGCAGGUCAGUCCCUCAGCCGCAGGUCAGUCCCUCAGCCGCAGGUCAGUCCCUCAGCCGCAGGUCAGUCCCUCAGCCGCAGGUCAGUCCCUCAGCCGCAGGUCAGUCCCUCAGCCGCAGGUCAGUCCCUCAGCCGCAGGUCAGUCCCUCAGCCGCAGGUCAGUCCCUCAGCCGCAGGUCAGUCCCUCAGCCGCAGGUCAGUCCCUCAGCCGCAGGUCAGUCCCUCAGCCGCAGGUCAGUCCCUCAGCCGCAGGUCAGUCCCUCAGCCGCAGGUCAGUCCCUCAGCCGCAGGUCAGUCCCUCAGCCGCAGGUCAGUCCCUCAGCCGCAGGUCAGUCCCUCAGCCGCAGGUCAGUCCCUCAGCCGCAGGUCAGUCCCUCAGCCGCAGGUCAGUCCCUCAGCCGCAGGUCAGUCCCUCAGCCGCAGGUCAGUCCCUCAGCCGCAGGUCAGUCCCUCAGCCGCAGGUCAGUCCCUCAGCCGCAGGUCAGUCCCUCAGCCGCAGGUCAGUCCCUCAGCCGCAGGUCAGUCCCUCAGCCGCAGGUCAGUCCCUCAGCCGCAGGUCAGUCCCUCAGCCGCAGGUCAGUCCCUCAGCCGCAGGUCAGUCCCUCAGCCGCAGGUCAGUCCCCUCAGCCGCAGGUCAGUCCCUCAGCCGCAGGUCAGUCCCUCAGCCGCAGGUAGUCCCUCAGCCGCAGGUCAGUCCCUCAGCCGCAGGUCAGUCCCUCAGCCGCAGGUCAGUCCCUCAGCCGCAGGUCAGUCCCUCAGCCGCAGGUCAGUCCCUCAGCCGCAGGUCAGUCCCUCAGCCGCAGGUUCAGUCCCUCAGCCGCAGGUCAGUCCCUCAGCCGCAGGUCAGUCCUCAGCCGCAGGUCAGUCCCUCAGCCGCAGGUCAGUCCCUCAGCCGCAGGUCAGUCCGCUCAGCCGCAGGUUCAGUCCCUCAGCCGCAGGUCAGUCCCUCAGCCGCAGGUCAGUCCCUCAGCCGCAGGUCAGUCCCUCAGCCGCAGGUCAGUCCCUCAGCCGCAGGUCAGUCCCUCAGCCGCAGGUCAGUCCCUCAGCCGCAGGUCAGUCCCUCAGCCGCAGGUCAGUCCUCAGCCGCAGGUCAGUCCCUCAGCCGCAGGUCAGUCCCUCAGCCGCAGGUCAGUCCCUCAGCCGCAGGUCAGUCCCUCAGCCGCAGGUCAGUCCCUCAGCCGCAGGUCAGUCCCUCAGCCGCAGGUCAGUCCCUCAGCCGCAGGUCAGUCCCUCAGCCGCAGGUCAGUCCCUCAGCCGCAGGUCAGUCCCUCAGCCGCAGGUCAGUCCCUCAGCCGCAGGUCAGUCCCUCAGCCGCAGGUCAGUCCCUCAGCCGCAGGUCAGUCCCUCAGCCGCAGGUCAGUCCCUCAGCCGCAGGUCAGUCCCUCAGCCGCAGGUCAGUCCCUCAGCCGCAGGUCAGUCCCUCAGCCGCAGGUCAGUCCCUCAGCCGCAGGUCAGUCCCUCAGCCGCAGGUCAGUCCCUCAGCCGCAGGUCAGUCCCUCAGCCGCAGGUCAGUCCCUCAGCCGCAGGUCAGUCCCUCAGCCGCAGGUCAGUCCCUCAGCCGCAGGUCAGUCCCUCAGCCGCAGGUCAGUCCCUCAGCCGCAGGUCAGUCCCUCAGCCGCAGGUCAGUCCCUCAGCCGCAGGUCAGUCCCUCAGCCGCAGGUCAGUCCCUCAGCCGCAGGUCAGUCCCUCAGCCGCAGGUCAGUCCCUCAGCCGCAGGUCAGUCCCUCAGCCGCAGGUCAGUCCCUCAGCCGCAGGUCAGUCCCUCAGCCGCAGGUCAGUCCCUCAGCCGCAGGUCAGUCCCUCAGCCGCAGGUCAGUCCCUCAGCCGCAGGUCAGUCCCUCAGCCGCAGGUCAGUCCCUCAGCCGCAGGUCAGUCCCUCAGCCGCAGGUCAGUCCCUCAGCCGCAGGUCAGUCCCUCAGCCGCAGGUCAGUCCCUCAGCCGCAGGUCAGUCCCUCAGCCGCAGGUCAGUCCCUCAGCCGCAGGUCAGUCCCUCAGCCGCAGGUCAGUCCCUCAGCCGCAGGUCAGUCCCUCAGCCGCAGGUCAGUCCCUCAGCCGCAGGUCAGUCCCUCAGCCGCAGGUCAGUCCCUCAGCCGCAGGUCAGUCCCUCCAGGCCGCAGGUCAGUCCCUCAGCCUCAGUCAGUCCCUCAGCCGCAGGUCAGUCCCUCAGCGCAGGUCAGUCCCUCAGCCGCAGGUCAGUCCCUCAGCCGCAGGUCAGUCCCUCAGCCGCAGGUCAGUCCCUCAGCCGCAGGUCAGUCCCUCAGCCGCAGGUCAGUCCCUCAGCCGCAGGUCAGCCCUCAGCCGCAGGUCAGUCCCUCAGCCGCAGGUCAGUCCCUCAGCCGCAGGUCAGUCCCUCAGCCGCCAGGUCAGUCCCUCAGCCGCAGGUCAGUCCCUCAGCCGCAGGUCAGUCCCUCAGCCGCAGUCAGUCCCCUCAGCCGCAGGAGUCAGUCCCUCAGCCGCAGGUCAGUCCCUCAGCCGCAGGUCAGUCCCUCAGCCGCAGGUCAGUCCCUCAGCCGCAGGUCCGUCCCUCAGCCGCAGGUCAGUCCCUCAGCCGCAGGUCAGUCCCUCAGCCGCAGGUCAGUCCCUCAGCCGCAGGCAGUCCCUCAGCCGCAGGUCAGUCCCUCAGCCGCAGGUCAGGUCCCUCAGCCGCAGGUCAGUCCCUCAGCCGCAGGUCAGUCCCUCAGCCGCAGGUCAGUCCCUCAGCCGCAGGUCAGUCCCUCAGCCGCAGGUCAGUCCCUCAGCCGCAGGUCAGUCCCCUCAGCCGCAGGUCAGUCCCUCAGCCGCAGGUCAGUCCCUCAGCCGCAGGUCAGUCCCUCAGCCGCAGGUCAGUCCCUCAGCCGCAGGUAGUCCUCAGCCUCCCGCCGCAGGCAGGUCAGUCCCUCAGCCGCAGGUCAGUCCCUCAGCCGCAGGUCAGUCCCUCAGCCGCAGGUCAGUCCCUCAGCCGCAGGUCAGUCCCUCAGCCGCAGGUCAGUCCCUCAGCCGGCAGGUCAGUCCCUCAGCCGCAGGUCAGUCCUCAGCCGCAGGUCAGUCCCUCAGCCGCAGGUCAGUCCCUCAGCCGCAGGUCAGUCCCUCAGUCCGGUCAGGUCUAGUCCCUCAGCCGCAGGUCAGUCCCUCAGCCGCAGGUCAGUCCCUCAGCCGCAGGUCAGUCCCUCAGCCGCAGGUCAGUCCCUCAGCCGCAGGGUCAGUCCCUCAGCCGCAGGUCAGUUCCCUCAGCCGCAGGUCAGUCCCUCAGCCGCAGGUCAGUCCCUCAGCCCGCAGCACCGCGUCAGUCCCUCAGCGCAGGCUAGUCCCUCAGCCGCAGGUCAGUCCUCAGCAAGGUCAGUCCCUCAGCCGCAGGUCAGUCCCUCAGCCGCAGGUCAGUCCCUCAGCCGCAGGUCAGUCCCUCAGCCGCAGGUCAGUCCCUCAGCCGCAGGUCAGUCCCUCAGCCGCAGGUCAGUCCCUCAGCCGCAGGUCAGUCCCUCAGCCGCAGGUCAGUCCCUCAGCCGCAGGUCAGUCCCUCAGCCGCAGGUCAGUCCCUCAGCCGCAGGUCAGUCCCUCAGCCGCAGGUCAGUCCCUCAGCCGCAGGUCAGUCCCUCAGCCGCAGGUCAGUCCCUCAGCCGCAGGUCAGUCCCUCAGCCGCAGGUCAGUCCCUCAGCCGCAGGUCAGUCCCUCAGCCGCAGGUCAGUCCCUCAGCCGCAGGUCAGUCCCUCAGCCGCAGGUCAGUCCCUCAGCCGCAGGUCAGUCCCUCAGCCGCAGGUCAGUCCCUCAGCCGCAGGUCAGUCCCUCAGCCGCAGGUCAGUCCCUCAGCCGCAGGUCAGUCCCUCAGCCGCAGGUCAGUCCCUCAGCCGCAGGUCAGGUCCCCCGCCGUCAGUCAGCCCUCAGCCGCAGGUCAGUCCCCUCAGCCGCAGGUCAGUCCCUAGCCGCAGUAGUCAGUCCCUCAGCCGCAGGUCAGUCCCUCAGCCGCCAGGUCAGUCCCUCUAGCCGCCAGGUCAGUCCCUCAGCCGCAGGUCAGUCCCUCAGCCGCAGGUCAGUUCCCUCAGCCGCAGGUCAGUCCCUCAGCCGCAGGUUCAGUCCCUCAGCACGCAGGUCAGUCCUCAGCCGAGGUCAGUCCCCUCAGCCGCAGGUCAGUCCCUCAGCCGCAGGUCAGUCCCUCAGCCGCAGGUCAGUCCCUCAGCCGCAGGUCAGUCCCUCAGCCGCAGGUUCAGUCCCUCAGCCGCAGGUCAGUCCCCUCAGCCGCAGGUCAGUCCCUCAGCGCAGGUCAGUCCCUCAGCCGCAGGUCAGUCCCUCAGCCGCAGGUCAGUCCCUCAGCCGCAGGUCAGUCCCUCAGCCGCAGGUCAGUCCCUCAGCCGCAGGUCAGUCCCUCAGCCGCAAGACGGCCGCACACCCGCUGGACCGCUGUGCCGCGGGUUGUCAGUCCCUCAGCCGCAGGUCAGUCCCUCAGCCGCAGGUCAGUCCCUCAGCCGCAGGUCAGUUCCCUCAGCCGCAGGUCAGUCCCUCAGCCGCAGGUCAGUCCCUCAGCCGCAGGUCAGUCCCUCAGCCGCAGGGUCAGUCCCUCAGCCGCAGGUCAGUCCUCAGCCGCAGGUCAGUCCCUCAGCCGCAGGUCAGUCCCUCAGCCGCAGGUCAGUCCCUCAGCCGCAGGUCAGUCCCUCAGCCGCAGGUUUCCAGGUCCCUCAGUCCGCAGGUCAGUCCCCUCAGCCGCAGGGUCAGUCCCUCAGCCGCAGGUCAGUCCCUCAGCCGCAGGUCAGUCCCUCAGCCGCAGGUCAGUCCCUCAGCGCAGGUUCAGGUCCCUCAGCCGCAGGUCAGUCCCUCAGCCGCAGGUCAGUCCCUCAAGCCGCAGGUCAGGUCCCUCAGCCGCAGGUCAGUCCCUCAGCCGCAGGUCAGUCCCCUCAGGCCGCAGUCAGUCCCUCACGCCGCAGGUCAGUCCCUCAGCCGCAGGUCAGUCCCUCAGGCCGCAGGUCAGUCCCUCAGCCGCAGGUCAGUCCCUCAGCCGCAGGUCAGUCCCUCAGCCGCAGGUCAGUCCCUCAGCCGCAGGUCAGUCCCUCAGCCGCAGGUCAGUCCCUCAGCCGCAGGUCAGUCCCUCAGCCGCAGGUCAGUCCCUCAGCCGCAGGUCAGUCCCUCAGCCGCAGGUCAGUCCCUCAGCCGCAGGUCAGUCCCUCAGCCGCAGGUCAGUCCCUCAGCCGCAGGUCAGUCCCUCAGCCGCAGGUCAGUCCCUCAGCCGCAGGUCAGUCCCUCAGCCGCAGGUCAGUCCCUCAGCCGCAGGUCAGUCCCUCAGCCGCAGGUCAGUCCCUCAGCCGCAGGUCAGUCCCUCAGCCGCAGGUCAGUCCCUCAGCCGCAGGUCAGUCCCUCAGCCGCAGGUCAGUCCCUCAGCCGCAGGUCAGUCCCUCAGCCGCAGGUCAGUCCCUCAGCCGCAGGUCAGUCCCUCAGCCGCAGGUCAGUCCCUCAGCCGCAGGUCAGUCCCUCAGCCGCAGGUCAGUCCCUCAGCCGCAGGUCAGUCCCUCAGCCGCAGGUCAGUCAGUCCCUCAGCCGCAGGUCAGUCCCUCAGCCGCAGGUCAGUCCCUCAGCCGCAGGUCAGUCCCUCAGCCGCAGGCGUCAGUCCCUCAGUCCGCAGGUCAGUCCCCUCAGCCGCAGGUCAGUCCCUCAGCCGCAGGUUCCAGUUCCCUCAGCCGCAGGUCAGUCCCUCAAGCCGCAGGUCAGUCCCUCAGCCGCAGGUCAGUCCCUCAGCCGCAGGUCAGUCCCCUCAGCCGCAGGUCAGUCCCUCAGCCGCAGGUCCAGUCCCUCAGCCGCAGGUCGUCCCUCAGCCGCAGGUCAGUCCCUCAGCCGCAGGUUCAGUCCCUCAGCCGCAGGUCAGUCCCUCAGCCGCAGGUCAGUCCCUCAGCGCAGGUCAGUCCCUCAGCCGCAGGUCAGUCCCUCAGGCCGCAGGUCAGUCCCUCAGCCGCAGGUCAGUUCCCUCAGCCGCAGGUCAGUCCCUCAGCCGCAGGUCAGUCCCUCGCCGCAGUCAGUCCCUCAGCCGCAGGUCAGUCCCUCAGCCGCAGGUCAGUCCCUCAGCCGCAGGUCAGUCCUCAGCCGCAGGUCAGUCCCUCAGCCGCAGGUCAGUCCCUCAGCGCAGGUCAGUCCCUCAGCCGCAGGUCAGUCCCUCAGCCGCAGGUCAGUCCCUCAGCCGCAGGUCUCCAGUCCCUCAGCCGCAGGUCAGUCCCCUCAGCCGCAGGUCAGUCCCUCAGCCGCAGGUCAGUCCCUCAGCCGCAGGUCAGUCCCUCAGCCGCAGGUCAGUCCCUCAGCCGCAGGUCAGUCCCUCAGCCGGCAGGGCAGGUCCCUCAGCCCGCAGGUCAGUCCCUCAGCCGCAGGUCAGUCCCUCCAGCCGCAGGUCAGUCCCUCAGCCGCAGGUCAGUCCUCAGCCGCAGGUCAGUCCCUCAGCCGGUCCUCAGGUCAGUCCCUCAGCCGAGGUCAGUCCCUCAGCCGCAGGUCAGUCCCUCAGCCGCAGGUCAGUCCCUCAGCCGCAGGUCAGUCCCUCAGCCGCAGGUCAGUCCCUCAGCCGCAGGUCAGUCCCUCAGCCGCAGGUCAGUCCCUCAGCCGCAGGUCAGUCCCUCAGCCGCAGGUCAGUCCCUCAGCCGCAGGUCAGUCCCUCAGCCGCAGGUCAGUCCCUCAGCCGCAGGUCAGUCCCUCAGCCGCAGGUCAGUCCCUCAGCCGCAGGUCAGUCCCUCAGCCGCAGGUCAGUCCCUCAGCCGCAGGUCAGUCCCUCAGCCGCAGGUCAGUCCCUCAGCCGCAGGUCAGUCCCUCAGCCGCAGGUCAGUCCCUCAGCCGCAGGUCAGUCCCUCAGCCGCAGGUCAGUCCCUCAGCCGCAGGUCAGUCCCUCAGCCGCAGGUCAGUCCCUCAGCCGCAGGUCAGUCCCUCAGCCGCAGGUCAGUCCCUCAGCCGCAGGUCAGUCCCUCAGCCGCAGGUCAGUCCCUCAGCCGCAGGUCAGUCCCUCAGCCGCAGGUCAGUCCCUCAGCCGCAGGUCAGUCCCUCAGCCGCAGGUCAGUCCCUCAGCCGCAGGUCAGUCCCUCAGCCGCAGGUCAGUCCCUCAGCCGCAGGUCAGUCCCUCAGCCGCAGGUCAGUCCCUCAGCCGCAGGUCAGUCCCUCAGCCGCAGGUCAGUCCCUCAGCCGCAGGUCAGUCCCUCAGCCGCAGGUCAGUCCCUCAGCCGCAGGUCAGUCCCUCAGCCGCAGGUCAGUCCCUCAGCCGCAGGUCAGUCCCUCAGCCGCAGGUCAGUCCCUCAGCCGCAGGUCAGUCCCUCAGCCGCAGGUCAGUCCCUCAGCCGCAGGUCAGUCCCUCAGCCGCAGGUCAGUCCCUCAGCCGCAGGUCAGUCCCUCAGCCGCAGGUCAGUCCCUCAGCCGCAGGUCAGUCCCUCAGCCGCAGGUCAGUCCCUCAGCCGCAGGUCAGUCCCUCAGCCGCAGGUCAGUCCCUCAGCCGCAGGUCAGUCCCUCAGCCGCAGGUCAGUCCCUCAGCCGCAGGUCAGUCCCUCAGCCGCAGGUCAGUCCCUCAGCCGCAGGUCAGUCCCUCAGCCGCAGGUCAGUCCCUCAGCCGCAGGUCAGUCCCUCAGCCGCAGGUCAGUCCCUCAGCCGCAGGUCAGUCCCUCAGCCGCAGGUCAGUCCCUCAGCCGCAGGUCAGUCCCUCAGCCGCAGGUCAGUCCCUCAGCCGCAGGUCAGUCCCUCAGCCGCAGGUCAGUCCCUCAGCCGCAGGUCAGUCCCUCAGCCGCAGGUCAGUCCCUCAGCCGCAGGUCAGUCCCUCAGCCGCAGGUCAGUCCCUCAGCCGCAGGUCAGUCCCUCAGCCGCAGGUCAGUCCCUCAGCCGCAGGUCAGUCCCUCAGCCGCAGGUCAGUCCCUCAGCCGCAGGUCAGUCCCUCAGCCGCAGGUCAGUCCCUCAGCCGCAGGUCAGUCCCUCAGCCGCAGGUCAGUCCCUCAGCCGCAGGUCAGUCCCUCAGCCGCAGGUCAGUCCCUCAGCCGCAGGUCAGUCCCUCAGCCGCAGGUCAGUCCCUCAGCCGCAGGUCAGUCCCUCAGCCGCAGGUCAGUCCCUCAGCCGCAGGUCAGUCCCUCAGCCGCAGGUCAGUCCCUCAGCCGCAGGUCAGUCCCUCAGCCGCAGGUCAGUCCCUCAGCCGCAGGUCAGUCCCUCAGCCGCAGGUCAGUCCCUCAGCCGCAGGUCAGUCCCUCAGCCGCAGGUCAGUCCCUCAGCCGCAGGUCAGUCCCUCAGCCGCAGGUCAGUCCCUCAGCCGCAGGUCAGUCCCUCAGCCGCAGGUCAGUCCCUCAGCCGCAGGUCAGUCCCUCAGCCGCAGGUCAGUCCCUCAGCCGCAGGUCAGUCCCUCAGCCGCAGGUCAGUCCCUCAGCCGCAGGUCAGUCCCUCAGCCGCAGGUCAGUCCCUCAGCCGCAGGUCAGUCCCUCAGCCGCAGGUCAGUCCCUCAGCCGCAGGUCAGUCCCUCAGCCGCAGGUCAGUCCCUCAGCCGCAGGUCAGUCCCUCAGCCGCAGGUCAGUCCCUCAGCCGCAGGUCAGUCCCUCAGCCGCAGGUCAGUCCCUCAGCCGCAGGUCAGUCCCUCAGCCGCAGGUCAGUCCCUCAGCCGCAGGUCAGUCCCUCAGCCGCAGGUCAGUCCCUCAGCCGCAGGUCAGUCCCUCAGCCGCAGGUCAGUCCCUCAGCCGCAGGUCAGUCCCUCAGCCGCAGGUCAGUCCCUCAGCCGCAGGUCAGUCCCUCAGCCGCAGGUCAGUCCCUCAGCCGCAGGUCAGUCCCUCAGCCGCAGGUCAGUCCCUCAGCCGCAGGUCAGUCCCUCAGCCGCAGGUCAGUCCCUCAGCCGCAGGUCAGUCCCUCAGCCGCAGGUCAGUCCCUCAGCCGCAGGUCAGUCCCUCAGCCGCAGGUCAGUCCCUCAGCCGCAGGUCAGUCCCUCAGCCGCAGGUCAGUCCCUCAGCCGCAGGUCAGUCCCUCAGCCGCAGGUCAGUCCCUCAGCCGCAGGUCAGUCCCUCAGCCGCAGGUCAGUCCCUCAGCCGCAGGUCAGUCCCUCAGCCGCAGGUCAGUCCCUCAGCCGCAGGUCAGUCCCUCAGCCGCAGGUCAGUCCCUCAGCCGCAGGUCAGUCCCUCAGCCGCAGGUCAGUCCCUCAGCCGCAGGUCAGUCCCUCAGCCGCAGGUCAGUCCCUCAGCCGCAGGUCAGUCCCUCAGCCGCAGGUCAGUCCCUCAGCCGCAGGUCAGUCCCUCAGCCGCAGGUCAGUCCCUCAGCCGCAGGUCAGUCCCUCAGCCGCAGGUCAGUCCCUCAGCCGCAGGUCAGUCCCUCAGCCGCAGGUCAGUCCCUCAGCCGCAGGUCAGUCCCUCAGCCGCAGGUCAGUCCCUCAGCCGCAGGUCAGUCCCUCAGCCGCAGGUCAGUCCCUCAGCCGCAGGUCAGUCCCUCAGCCGCAGGUCAGUCCCUCAGCCGCAGGUCAGUCCCUCAGCCGCAGGUCAGUCCCUCAGCCGCAGGUCAGUCCCUCAGCCGCAGGUCAGUCCCUCAGCCGCAGGUCAGUCCCUCAGCCGCAGGUCAGUCCCUCAGCCGCAGGUCAGUCCCUCAGCCGCAGGUCAGUCCCUCAGCCGCAGGUCAGUCCCUCAGCCGCAGGUCAGUCCCUCAGCCGCAGGUCAGUCCCUCAGCCGCAGGUCAGUCCCUCAGCCGCAGGUCAGUCCCUCAGCCGCAGGUCAGUCCCUCAGCCGCAGGUCAGUCCCUCAGCCGCAGGUCAGUCCCUCAGCCGCAGGUCAGUCCCUCAGCCGCAGGUCAGUCCCUCAGCCGCAGGUCAGUCCCUCAGCCGCAGGUCAGUCCCUCAGCCGCAGGUCAGUCCCUCAGCCGCAGGUCAGUCCCUCAGCCGCAGGUCAGUCCCUCAGCCGCAGGUCAGUCCCUCAGCCGCAGGUCAGUCCCUCAGCCGCAGGUCAGUCCCUCAGCCGCAGGUCAGUCCCUCAGCCGCAGGUCAGUCCCUCAGCCGCAGGUCAGUCCCUCAGCCGCAGGUCAGUCCCUCAGCCGCAGGUCAGUCCCUCAGCCGCAGGUCAGUCCCUCAGCCGCAGGUCAGUCCCUCAGCCGCAGGUCAGUCCCUCAGCCGCAGGUCAGUCCCUCAGCCGCAGGUCAGUCCCUCAGCCGCAGGUCAGUCCCUCAGCCGCAGGUCAGUCCCUCAGCCGCAGGUCAGUCCCUCAGCCGCAGGUCAGUCCCUCAGCCGCAGGUCAGUCCCUCAGCCGCAGGUCAGUCCCUCAGCCGCAGGUCAGUCCCUCAGCCGCAGGUCAGUCCCUCAGCCGCAGGUCAGUCCCUCAGCCGCAGGUCAGUCCCUCAGCCGCAGGUCAGUCCCUCAGCCGCAGGUCAGUCCCUCAGCCGCAGGUCAGUCCCUCAGCCGCAGGUCAGUCCCUCAGCCGCAGGUCAGUCAGUCCCUCAGCCGCAGGUCAGUCCCUCAGCCGCAGGUCAGUCCCUCAGCCGCAGGUCAGUCCCUCAGCCGCAGGUCAGUCCCUCAGCCGCAGGUCAGUCCCUCAGCCGCAGGUCAGUCCCUCAGCCGCAGGUCAGUCCCUCAGCCGCAGGUCAGUCCCUCAGCCGCAGGUCAGUCCCUCAGCCGCAGGUCAGUCCCUCAGCCGCAGGUCAGUCCCUCAGCCGCAGGUCAGUCCCUCAGCCGCAGGUCAGUCCCUCAGCCGCAGGUCAGUCAGUCCCUCAGCCGCAGGUCAGUCAGUCCCUCAGCCGCAGGUCAGUCCCUCAGCCGCAGGUCAGUCCCUCAGCCGCAGGUCAGUCCCUCAGCCGCAGGUCAGUCCCUCAGCCGCAGGUCAGUCCCUCAGCCGCAGGUCAGUCAGUCCCUCAGCCGCAGGUCAGUCCCUCAGCCGCAGGUCAGUCCCUCAGCCGCAGGUCAGUCCCUCAGCCGCAGGUCAGUCAGUCCCUCAGCCGCAGGUCAGUCCCUCAGCCGCAGGUCAGUCCCUCAGCCGCAGGUCAGUCCCUCAGCCGCAGGUCAGUCCCUCAGCCGCAGGUCAGUCCCUCAGCCGCAGGUCAGUCCCUCAGCCGCAGGUCAGUCAGUCCCUCAGCCGCAGGUCAGUCAGUCCCUCAGCCGCAGGUCAGUCCCUCAGCCGCAGGUCAGUCCCUCAGCCGCAGGUCAGUCAGUCCCUCAGCCGCAGGUCAGUCCCUCAGCCGCAGGUCAGUCCCUCAGCCGCAGGUCAGUCCCUCAGCCGCAGGUCAGUCCCUCAGCCGCAGGUCAGUCAGUCCCUCAGCCGCAGGUCAGUCCCUCAGCCGCAGGUCAGUCCCUCAGCCGCAGGUCAGUCCCUCAGCCGCAGGUCAGUCAGUCCCUCAGCCGCAGGUCAGUCAGUCCCUCAGCCGCAGGUCAGUCCCUCAGCCGCAGGUCAGUCCCUCAGCCGCAGGUCAGUCAGUCCCUCAGCCGCAGGUCAGUCCCUCAGCCGCAGGUCAGUCCCUCAGCCGCAGGUCAGUCCCUCAGCCGCAGGUCAGUCCCUCAGCCGCAGGUCAGUCCCUCAGCCGCAGGUCAGUCCCUCAGCCGCAGGUCAGUCCCUCAGCCGCAGGUCAGUCCCUCAGCCGCAGGUCAGUCCCUCAGCCGCAGGUCAGUCCCUCAGCCGCAGGUCAGUCCCUCAGCCGCAGGUCAGUCCCUCAGCCGCAGGUCAGUCCCUCAGCCGCAGGUCAGUCCCUCAGCCGCAGGUCAGUCCCUCAGCCGCAGGUCAGUCCCUCAGCCGCAGGUCAGUCCCUCAGCCGCAGGUCAGUCCCUCAGCCGCAGGUCAGUCCCUCAGCCGCAGGUCAGUCCCUCAGCCGCAGGUCAGUCCCUCAGCCGCAGGUCAGUCCCUCAGCCGCAGGUCAGUCCCUCAGCCGCAGGUCAGUCCCUCAGCCGCAGGUCAGUCCCUCAGCCGCAGGUCAGUCCCUCAGCCGCAGGUCAGUCCCUCAGCCGCAGGUCAGUCCCUCAGCCGCAGGUCAGUCCCUCAGCCGCAGGUCAGUCCCUCAGCCGCAGGUCAGUCAGUCCCUCAGCCGCAGGUCAGUCCCUCAGCCGCAGGUCAGUCAGUCCCUCAGCCGCAGGUCAGUCCCUCAGCCGCAGGUCAGUCCCUCAGCCGCAGGUCAGUCCCUCAGCCGCAGGUCAGUCCCUCAGCCGCAGGUCAGUCCCUCAGCCGCAGGUCAGUCCCUCAGCCGCAGGUCAGUCCCUCAGCCGCAGGUCAGUCCCUCAGCCGCAGGUCAGUCCCUCAGCCGCAGGUCAGUCCCUCAGCCGCAGGUCAGUCAGUCCCUCAGCCGCAGGUCAGUCCCUCAGCCGCAGGUCAGUCCCUCAGCCGCAGGUCAGUCCCUCAGCCGCAGGUCAGUCCCUCAGCCGCAGGUCAGUCCCUCAGCCGCAGGUCAGUCAGUCCCUCAGCCGCAGGUCAGUCCCUCAGCCGCAGGUCAGUCCCUCAGCCGCAGGUCAGUCCCUCAGCCGCAGGUCAGUCCCUCAGCCGCAGGUCAGUCCCUCAGCCGCAGGUCAGUCCCUCAGCCGCAGGUCAGUCCCUCAGCCGCAGGUCAGUCCCUCAGCCGCAGGUCAGUCCCUCAGCCGCAGGUCAGUCCCUCAGCCGCAGGUCAGUCCCUCAGCCGCAGGUCAGUCCCUCAGCCGCAGGUCAGUCCCUCAGCCGCAGGUCAGUCCCUCAGCCGCAGGUCAGUCCCUCAGCCGCAGGUCAGUCCCUCAGCCGCAGGUCAGUCCCUCAGCCGCAGGUCAGUCCCUCAGCCGCAGGUCAGUCCCUCAGCCGCAGGUCAGUCCCUCAGCCGCAGGUCAGUCCCUCAGCCGCAGGUCAGUCCCUCAGCCGCAGGUCAGUCCCUCAGCCGCAGGUCAGUCCCUCAGCCGCAGGUCAGUCCCUCAGCCGCAGGUCAGUCCCUCAGCCGCAGGUCAGUCCCUCAGCCGCAGGUCAGUCCCUCAGCCGCAGGUCAGUCCCUCAGCCGCAGGUCAGUCCCUCAGCCGCAGGUCAGUCCCUCAGCCGCAGGUCAGUCCCUCAGCCGCAGGUCAGUCCCUCAGCCGCAGGUCAGUCCCUCAGCCGCAGGUCAGUCCCUCAGCCGCAGGUCAGUCCCUCAGCCGCAGGUCAGUCCCUCAGCCGCAGGUCAGUCCCUCAGCCGCAGGUCAGUCCCUCAGCCGCAGGUCAGUCCCUCAGCCGCAGGUCAGUCCCUCAGCCGCAGGUCAGUCCCUCAGCCGCAGGUCAGUCCCUCAGCCGCAGGUCAGUCAGUCCCUCAGCCGCAGGUCAGUCAGUCCCUCAGCCGCAGGUCAGUCCCUCAGCCGCAGGUCAGUCCCUCAGCCGCAGGUCAGUCCCUCAGCCGCAGGUCAGUCCCUCAGCCGCAGGUCAGUCCCUCAGCCGCAGGUCAGUCCCUCAGCCGCAGGUCAGUCAGUCCCUCAGCCGCAGGUCAGUCCCUCAGCCGCAGGUCAGUCCCUCAGCCGCAGGUCAGUCCCUCAGCCGCAGGUCAGUCCCUCAGCCGCAGGUCAGUCAGUCCCUCAGCCGCAGGUCAGUCCCUCAGCCGCAGGUCAGUCCCUCAGCCGCAGGUCAGUCCCUCAGCCGCAGGUCAGUCAGUCCCUCAGCCGCAGGUCAGUCAGUCCCUCAGCCGCAGGUCAGUCCCUCAGCCGCAGGUCAGUCCCUCAGCCGCAGGUCAGUCAGUCCCUCAGCCGCAGGUCAGUCCCUCAGCCGCAGGUCAGUCCCUCAGCCGCAGGUCAGUCCCUCAGCCGCAGGUCAGUCCCUCAGCCGCAGGUCAGUCAGUCCCUCAGCCGCAGGUCAGUCCCUCAGCCGCAGGUCAGUCCCUCAGCCGCAGGUCAGUCCCUCAGCCGCAGGUCAGUCAGUCCCUCAGCCGCAGGUCAGUCCCUCAGCCGCAGGUCAGUCCCUCAGCCGCAGGUCAGUCAGUCCCUCAGCCGCAGGUCAGUCCCUCAGCCGCAGGUCAGUCCCUCAGCCGCAGGUCAGUCCCUCAGCCGCAGGUCAGUCCCUCAGCCGCAGGUCAGUCCCUCAGCCGCAGGUCAGUCCCUCAGCCGCAGGUCAGUCCCUCAGCCGCAGGUCAGUCCCUCAGCCGCAGGUCAGUCCCUCAGCCGCAGGUCAGUCCCUCAGCCGCAGGUCAGUCCCUCAGCCGCAGGUCAGUCCCUCAGCCGCAGGUCAGUCCCUCAGCCGCAGGUCAGUCCCUCAGCCGCAGGUCAGUCAGUCCCUCAGCCGCAGGUCAGUCCCUCAGCCGCAGGUCAGUCCCUCAGCCGCAGGUCAGUCCCUCAGCCGCAGGUCAGUCCCUCAGCCGCAGGUCAGUCCCUCAGCCGCAGGUCAGUCCCUCAGCCGCAGGUCAGUCAGUCCCUCAGCCGCAGGUCAGUCCCUCAGCCGCAGGUCAGUCCCUCAGCCGCAGGUCAGUCCCUCAGCCGCAGGUCAGUCCCUCAGCCGCAGGUCAGUCCCUCAGCCGCAGGUCAGUCAGUCCCUCAGCCGCAGGUCAGUCCCUCAGCCGCAGGUCAGUCCCUCAGCCGCAGGUCAGUCCCUCAGCCGCAGGUCAGUCAGUCCCUCAGCCGCAGGUCAGUCCCUCAGCCGCAGGUCAGUCCCUCAGCCGCAGGUCAGUCAGUCCCUCAGCCGCAGGUCAGUCCCUCAGCCGCAGGUCAGUCCCUCAGCCGCAGGUCAGUCCCUCAGCCGCAGGUCAGUCCCUCAGCCGCAGGUCAGUCAGUCCCUCAGCCGCAGGUCAGUCCCUCAGCCGCAGGUCAGUCCCUCAGCCGCAGGUCAGUCCCUCAGCCGCAGGUCAGUCAGUCCCUCAGCCGCAGGUCAGUCAGUCCCUCAGCCGCAGGUCAGUCCCUCAGCCGCAGGUCAGUCCCUCAGCCGCAGGUCAGUCAGUCCCUCAGCCGCAGGUCAGUCCCUCAGCCGCAGGUCAGUCCCUCAGCCGCAGGUCAGUCCCUCAGCCGCAGGUCAGUCCCUCAGCCGCAGGUCAGUCCCUCAGCCGCAGGUCAGUCCCUCAGCCGCAGGUCAGUCCCUCAGCCGCAGGUCAGUCCCUCAGCCGCAGGUCAGUCCCUCAGCCGCAGGUCAGUCCCUCAGCCGCAGGUCAGUCCCUCAGCCGCAGGUCAGUCCCUCAGCCGCAGGUCAGUCCCUCAGCCGCAGGUCAGUCCCUCAGCCGCAGGUCAGUCCCUCAGCCGCAGGUCAGUCCCUCAGCCGCAGGUCAGUCAGUCCCUCAGCCGCAGGUCAGUCAGUCCCUCAGCCGCAGGUCAGUCAGUCCCUCAGCCGCAGGUCAGUCAGUCCCUCAGCCGCAGGUCAGUCCCUCAGCCGCAGGUCAGUCCCUCAGCCGCAGGUCAGUCCCUCAGCCGCAGGUCAGUCCCUCAGCCGCAGGUCAGUCAGUCCCUCAGCCGCAGGUCAGUCCCUCAGCCGCAGGUCAGUCCCUCAGCCGCAGGUCAGUCCCUCAGCCGCAGGUCAGUCCCUCAGCCGCAGGUCAGUCCCUCAGCCGCAGGUCAGUCCCUCAGCCGCAGGUCAGUCCCUCAGCCGCAGGUCAGUCCCUCAGCCGCAGGUCAGUCCCUCAGCCGCAGGUCAGUCCCUCAGCCGCAGGUCAGUCCCUCAGCCGCAGGUCAGUCCCUCAGCCGCAGGUCAGUCCCUCAGCCGCAGGUCAGUCCCUCAGCCGCAGGUCAGUCCCUCAGCCGCAGGUCAGUCCCUCAGCCGCAGGUCAGUCCCUCAGCCGCAGGUCAGUCCCUCAGCCGCAGGUCAGUCCCUCAGCCGCAGGUCAGUCCCUCAGCCGCAGGUCAGUCCCUCAGCCGCAGGUCAGUCAGUCCCUCAGCCACAGGUCAGUCCCUCAGCCGCAGGUCAGUCCCUCAGCCGCAGGUCAGUCCCUCAGCCGCAGGUCAGUCCGUCCCUCAGCCGCAGGUCAGUCCGUCCCUCAGCCGCAGGUCAGUCAGUCCCUCAGCCGCAGGUCAGUCAGUCCCUCAGCCGCAGGUCAGUCAGUCCCUCAGCCGCAGGUCAGUCAGUCCCUCAGCCGCAGGUCAGUCAGUCCCUCAGCCGCAGGUCAGUCAGUCCCUCAGCCGCAGGUCAGUCAGUCCCUCAGCCGCAGGUCAGUCAGUCCCUCAGCCGCAGGUCAGUCCCUCAGCCGCCGGUCAGUCCCUCAGCUGCAGGUCAGUCCCUCAGCCGCAGGUCAGUCCCUCAGCCGCAGGUCAGUCCCUCAGCCGCAGGUCAGUCCCUCAGCCGCAGGUCAGUCCCUCAGCCGCAGGUCAGUCCCUCAGCCGCUGGUCAGUCCCUCAGCCGCAGGUCAGUCCCUCAGCCGCCGGUCAGUCCCUCAGCCGCUGGUCAGUCCCUCAGCCGCCGGUCAGUCCCUCAGCCGCCGGUCAGUCCCUCCAGCCGCCCCGGUAACCCGUGCGCGGACCACCACACGCGCACUGAGUGCAGCAGGCCGCGAGUCAGCCACCCAGCUAUGCUCACUUCACUCCAUUCACCAUGCGUUCCCCGUGCUGUUCGUUCCCCUUGUGCUGCGUUCUGACUCGCCUCUUAACCUGCCUCAUCCCUCUAGCAACCCUGCCGCCACCCUCAUCGCUCUGAUUUGCCUUCUCACCACCACUCACCCCCUGUCGUUUGAGCACCGGCUGCACCUGAGGGACUUGGAGCAGUGGAUGUCGCAGCGAGACAUUCCCCCGCGAGCUGCAGAGGUGCGUCUCUCUCUGCAUGCGCGCCCACCCACCCCUCGUGCUGUGCCUGCGCCCUUGACCGCCCUUCCCUCGGGGCAUCUCCCCCACUCCACCGCCCUCGGGCCAUGUCCUCCACUCCACCGCCCUCCCCACACUGCUGCUCGCCCUCCGCCACCUCUUCGCACUCCUCCACCCUCAUCUCUCAACCCUCACCCCUCCCCACUCAUCCCUCUCUCUUCACCCCUCGGCACUUGUCUCCUUUCCAUCGCCCAUUCCUUCCCAUCCCUCAUCUCUCACCCGCGGGUGCGGGACCUGGAGCGGUAUGUGUGGACGGUGAACCAGGGGGUCAACGAGGAGGAGGUCAUGACGUCACUCUCGGAGGACAUCCAGAGGGACGUGCGCCGCCACCUCUCCUACGAGCUCAUCACCCAGGUAGUCCCUCCAUCGCCUUAUGCCUCCCUGACUCCCUGCCUCACCUGGUCCCCCAUCUCGCUCCCCUCCCCCCCCCCCCUGCUUGCGCAGCACUGUGUGCUGCUGAAGGGCAUGCCAGAGCAGGUGCUGGACGCCAUCUGCGAGCGCCUGAAGCAGCGCCUCUACAUCGACGGCACGCUACGUGCUGCGCGAGGGCUCGCCCGUGUCGGCAUGUUCUUCGUGCUGCGCGGCACGCUGCAGAGCUCCACGACCAACGCGGCGCGCACAGGGUUCUACGAGGAGGUGCUGCUGGGGAAGGGGCAGUUUGUGGGCGAGGAGCUGCUCGUCUACUUCAUUGAAAACGCACCUUCUGCUGCAUCGGGCCCCGUGGAGGGCUUCUCGCUGGAGGCGGUAGACAUUGACUUCGUGUGCACGCAGUUCUUCACCGUCAUGCAGUCCGACCAAGUGCAGCACGCCCUCAAGUACGCCCUCGCCCCGCCCCCACUCGCACAUACGCUCUCACACACUGUACCGCCUUCCAUCCUCCAUACCAUUGUCUCCUGCUUCCCGCCUAGCCUCACUUUGUCUGCCUCCUCUGUUGGCUCCCCUACUCCCGCCCCGCACCCCUGUGGUGUUUCUUCCCCCCCCAACAGCGAGUGCUCGUUGAACCGGCGCAUGCGGGCAGCCACCACCAUCCAGGUGUGGUACCGCUCGGUGCUGCGGCGGCGCCUGAAGCUGCCCAUCGACGUCAUGCGGCAGGCCCAUCCGCACCAAGCGCAUCGGCAACCUCCUGCGCUCCCUGCGCUCCCAGGCCUCCAAUGA